Aphis gossypii (cotton aphid) is the source of this 772-nucleotide messenger RNA. Its product is annotated as nucleolar protein 16-like. The transcript is spliced from 4 exons. Bases 138 to 632 code for a protein of 164 amino acids. The record is from RefSeq and is a predicted model, not a curated record. Gene Ontology annotation, biological process: ribosomal large subunit biogenesis. Gene Ontology annotation, cellular component: nucleolus. Lineage: Eukaryota; Metazoa; Arthropoda; Insecta; Hemiptera; Aphididae.
CUCCUAUAACACAAUCACACAACCACGUGAAUACUGACUAUAAUAGUUGUAUACUGAGUAGUGACUACGGUGAAAUAAUUGAUAGAACAUAAAGAUUAAAGAACAUCAUCCAUUUGUCCUCUGUUCAGUUAUACAAAAUGCCUGUAAAUUACAAUAAAAAAAAGUUAGGUAAAAAGAUGAAGAAGACUCCAAGUGUUACGUGUCCUCUCAUAAAAGAUCACUGGAAUGACAAGGUAUCAGUUGCCAAGAAUUUGAGUAACUUUGGACUUACAAAUAAUCCUAGCAAAUCCAUUUUAACUGGUUUUGUCAAUACUCAACCACAAGUACAAGGUGAAGAAAUUAAAGAACAGAAUAAAAAACGUAAGAGAGUGGCAAAUCAACCACAAGUUGUCAAACUUUUGGAAGAGCAAGCAAAUAAACCUACAGGAAUCAAGCAGAUAACAUUACCUCCUGGCACGAUAAAGUUCAUCACUUAUCUUAUGGAUAAAUAUGGAGACAAUUAUAAGGAGAUGACAAAGGAUCCGAAAAAUGUUUACCAAAUGACAUGGAAACAAAUACGUGCAAAAAUUGUAACAUUCAAAAGCAUAAAGGCGUACGAGCAUUUAAUGCCAAAGCCAAUAGCCGAUUUAUAAUUUAAUUUUUAGUUAUUUAUAAUCUUAAUUAAAAAACAAGUCGUUUGAAAUUUUUGUAAUAUUUGUUAAAAAAAAAGUAUACACAAGUUGAUUUUUAACAUGACACCACUUAUUUCAGUAAAUAAACAUUUUUUCUUAUA